CACAAUGAGGGGACUCCACCACCUACUACCACCAUGAGCGGAUUUAAGGAUAUUGUCAAGGGAGGAUGGCACCCGGAAAAGAAUCGAGCCAGCUCAUCAUCCGGAAGCAGCAGCACUGGCUUGAACAAAGUGAGAGGGAUGGUCGGGCGAGGAGGAGGAGAUGCUACCACUGCCGCACAUAGCCACCAGUCUGCGCCUCUCACAACUUUGGUAGAUCCAGCGUCUUUUGGUCCACCUCCAAAGCAUAUUCAUUAUCAUGGAGCUGCUGCUGCUGCAGCAACCUCGAACUCUGCUCCCAGACCCCCACCACGAGCUCCUCAACACCCUAGCCCACAGCCGUCGCCGUCGCCAACAGCUACCGGGCCUCCGAGACUGCCUCCCAGGCUUCCUCCGCGACAAAAUUCAAACCCUCACGAACUGACCCCUGCCCCUCCACCAGCCUAUCACGAAAUCGACCAGCCCGUUCACGCACCUCCCCAACAGCCCGGACAACUGAAUCAGGGUGCCCUUAGCAGGCUUGGAAAUGCGGGCGUCAACGUCCCAGGGUUUAACAUCGGGCACUCUGCUUCCCCGCCCAUACCCUCGCGACGGAUGGCUUCACCUCCGCCUUUGUCCCCAACCUCGAGCAACAAUGGAGCGCAAGUAGGCGAGCUUCAAUCACGAUUUGCAAACAUGUCAACUCAAUCCUCUGAUUCUCCCUCAACUGGAACUACGUGGGCCCAGAAACAGGCGGCGCUCAAGACCGCCGGCAACCUGCGACAAGAUCCCUCAAAAGUAUCUGUCUCCGAUAUGCGCAGUGCCGCGUCCACGGCCAACAAUUUCCGCGAGCGACACGGCGAACAGGCAGCGGCAGGGUGGAAAACGGCCAACGGUUUGAAUCAAAAAUAUGGUAUCUCCAAUAAGGUCGGCGGUCUUGCAUCCUCUUCAGCGUCUACCUCCAACACCCCGCCGGGACCCCCAUCGCCAGUCGGCAAGAAGCCACCGCCUCCACCGCCCAAAAGGAAAGGACUUUCUGGGAAUACCGUCGCUGCAGAAGCAAACGAACCUCCUCCAAUUCCCUUGAGCUCCAAACCCAAGUUUUGA
Periconia digitata is the source of this 1083-nucleotide messenger RNA. NCBI's taxonomy places the organism in Eukaryota, Fungi, Ascomycota, Dothideomycetes, Pleosporales, Periconiaceae. The record is from the annotation of a GenBank genome assembly.